This is a messenger RNA of Heterocephalus glaber (naked mole-rat), 1280 nucleotides long. RefSeq names its product family with sequence similarity 170 member B (gene Fam170b). Gene Ontology annotation, cellular component: acrosomal vesicle. Gene Ontology annotation, biological process: fertilization. NCBI's taxonomy places the organism in Eukaryota, Metazoa, Chordata, Mammalia, Rodentia, Bathyergidae. The record is from RefSeq and is a predicted model, not a curated record.
GGCCAGGGCCAGCUGGAGGGCUCAGCACUGCCCAAGCCAACUCUCACCAACAGCAGGGGUACAGCGCACCAGGUUCAGUUUCAAAUCAUGAAACGCCACUUUGAAGUCCCUCGGAGAGAAGACUCCUCGACUGAUGUGACCACCCUCAGUGUGACCAGCCCCGAGUCCAUGGAGAGCAGUCUGAAAAUGUGCUGGCCAGGAACCACCGAGGGACCGGCGCUGGCUGGCGAGGACCGCCAGUCCCCGAGGACACAUUGGCACUUCUCACUGGGCUGGAGCCCCUCCUCACCCUCGUCCGAAUCCUCGUCCUCUUAUCGCUCCUACUCUCAGCGCCCUUCCUACCGCUUGGGUCCGCGUGGGGACCCGGACCCUGGCCCGCGGAGUGUGCCCGCGCUGUACACCCGCGUGCAGACAGUGCGCGGCGUGGCCGUGGCCUGGGAGACUGAGGCGGGCUUCGCUCCGGUCAGCAGCCGGCCGCGCGUUCGCGAGGCACAGUUCCUCAACCGGCAGCGGUGGCGGGGCUCCUCCUUCGAGGUGGCCUCCAAUACAGACCUGCGCGGGGACCUGGAAGUCUGCGGCGGCGAGCGUGAAGCGGAACCCGAGGAGGACUCGGGGCGAGAGGACGAUGAGCUGGAGCAGGAGCCGCGCGCUCCGCCGGACUCCCUGGUCACCACCAGACACGGGCUGCGCGGCUGUGUCGCCUGUUGCCGCGUCUUCCCAUCGCUGCCUGCCCUCCUGGAGCACGCGCAGCACGGCGUCCGCGAGGGCUGCAGCUGCCAGAUCUUUUUCGAGGAGAUGCUGGAGAAGGGGCUAGAGCGGGGCCAGGCGCAGGACCCGGAGCCGGAGCCGGAGCCAGAGGGCGAGGAGCCGAGCCACGAAGAGGGCGGCGAGCACCGUGCCAGGCCCCGUGGUGAAGACCCUGGGUCACGCCAGCAGCAGCAAUGAAGUACAGGGGAGACGCCCCUAGCCCUCCAUCCCGCCCCUUCCAGCCAGCAGCAUCAGAGCCAGAGCGCAGCGGAAUGGAGCCCCUUCACGGGCUCAGCUUUUCAAAACCCAAGUGCGAAGAAGUGCGCUUGGAGUGUUUGCGAUGGUGCGGGAUCCGAGAUCUGCGCACAAGCCACAGGAACUUCUUAUUUUGUAGGGGGCUCCGCAGGUCCCGCUUGCUGUACAAGAUGUGGAUCCCAGACGAACCCACUGGACAUGAAGCUUUAGCCCUAUUUUUACAUUGUUAGGAGUUUGUCAUUUGCCUGGGUUCUGUAUUUUACGUUAUUGGGAUUAAA